This is a messenger RNA of Amaranthus tricolor (Joseph's coat), 1155 nucleotides long. RefSeq names its product peroxidase 57-like. Gene Ontology annotation, biological process: response to oxidative stress; hydrogen peroxide catabolic process. The transcript has 4 exons. The record is from RefSeq and is a predicted model, not a curated record. Gene Ontology annotation, molecular function: heme binding; peroxidase activity. Bases 1 to 990 code for a protein of 329 amino acids. Lineage: Eukaryota; Viridiplantae; Streptophyta; Magnoliopsida; Caryophyllales; Amaranthaceae. Gene Ontology annotation, cellular component: plasmodesma; plant-type cell wall.
AUGAAAGGAGCUUGGCUUCCUGGCUCUUCAAUCCUUUUUGUUAGUUCCAUAAUAAUAUUGAUAACCCAAGUUGGCCAUUGUUAUGGACAACUUAAACAAGGAUUUUACCAAGGUAAGUGUGGGCCAACUGACAUUGAAAAAUUGAUUUUCAAUGUUGUUCAACAAAAAUUUGCCCAAGAACCGGAUACUGUGUCUGACCUUGUUCGUUUGUCAUUUCAUGACUGCUUUGUUAGGGGAUGUGAUGCAUCUAUAUUUCUCGAUGGACCUAAUACCGAACAAAAAGCACCAGCGAAUGAAGGUAUUGGAGGACUUGAUAUCCUUAAUGAUAUUAAGGAUGCAGUUGAAAAAGUUUGCCCUGGAAUAGUCUCUUGUGCCGAUGUCCUUGUUAUAGGUGCUAGAGAUUCCAUUUUUCUGGCAGGUGGAAAAUGGUACGACGUAGAAACGGGAAGAAGAGAUGGACGUGUUUCUAUCGAUACUGAAGCAAAUGCAAACCUUCCUCCGCCAAAUAUAUCCAUUCCAGCUUCCAUUAUUUUAUUUGCUCAAAAAGGCCUCACCAUCAGUGAUAUGGUUGUUCUCUUAGGUGGACAUACUGUUGGAACUGCACAUUGUCGUUCGUUUAAAAAUCGUCUAUACAAUUUCCAAAAUACACAGCAACCCGACCCAAGCAUAAGUGCAUCUUUACUCGAACUCUUGCGAAACACAUGUCCCCUUAACGAUCAAACAGACAGAGAAGUAUUCCUUGAUCAAACCCCAAACAGCCAAUUCAAGAUCGAUAAUGCCUACUACAAGCAAAUUCUAGCUAACAAUGGCACAUUGAAGAUCGAUCAAAACUUGGCCUCAAGUCCUUUGACUAAACUCUUAGUUAAGGGGCUAGCUCAUUUUCCUAUAUUUGAAAGCCAAUUUGGUAAGGCUAUGGUCAAGAUGUCUCGGAUUGGGGUUCUCACUGGAAACCAAGGGGAGAUUAGAAAAUCUUGUAAUUCUGUUAAUUGAUCAUAUAUUUAAAGUGCUAAUUAAAUACUAUCAAUAAGCAUUAAUUUUCAUUUUAUUUACGGUAAUUACAAUAAUAAAUAAUAAUUUGUAUGAUUGUAAUAUUGGGCAUGUUCUUAAACAUGUUCUCAUAUGAGGUGUUUUUCACCUUAAAUGAAUAAAACUUUC